Striga hermonthica is the source of this 1893-nucleotide messenger RNA. The record is from the annotation of a GenBank genome assembly. Lineage: Eukaryota; Viridiplantae; Streptophyta; Magnoliopsida; Lamiales; Orobanchaceae.
AUGACUAUAGGUUCUGCCGGCCUUGAAUUCCCUCCGGCUAGUCGAGCGUUUUUCCGGCCAGCUUUCGCGGUUACUCCCGUCGUCGUCGACACAUUGUCGUCUCCGUCCCCGGAAUCUGGCAACAUCCCCGAGCUCCUUGCUCUCUCUCUCGUCAAGUUCAGGAAAAGGGUAACUGCAACCCUCAACACCCAAGAGACCGAAAAUAAGAAGAACACAACAGUCAAGCAGCAGCAAAUAAUAAAAAAGAAGAGCAGGGGUGGCUGGGGUUUAGCCUUUCUUCUGCUAGCAAACCAGGGGCUCGCGACACUAGCUUUCUUUGGCGUUGGCGUGAACUUAGUCCUGUUCCUGACCCGAGUUCUUGGGCAGGACAAUGCUUCUGCAGCCAACAACGUCAGCAAGUGGACCGGGACCGUCUACCUCUGCUCGUUCGUGGGCGCCUUCCUCAGCGACUCCUACUGGGGCCGUUACCUCACUUGCGCCAUUUUUCAAGUCGUCUUUGUCGCGGGCCUAGUGCUCGUAUCGAUAUCGUCGUGGUUUUUCCUGAUCAAGCCCACGGGCUGCGGUGAUGGGAAGCUCGACUGCAGGCCGCCCACCAUGCUCGGCACGGCCUUGUUUUACUUGGCCAUAUACCUGGUGGCCUUUGGGUACGGUGGCCACCAGCCGACCAUAGCCACGUUGGGGGCGGACCAGUUUGACGAGUCCGACCCCAAGCAGAGGGACUCGAAAGCCGCAUUCUUCUGCUACUUCUACUUUGCUCUCAACACCGGCUCGUUGUUCUCCAACACCGUGCUCGUGUAUUAUGAGGACACUGGAAAGUGGACGCUGGGCUUCUGGGUGUCGGCUGCCUCGGCCGUCCUGGCCUUAGGCGGGUACCUGCUCGGUUCCCCCAAGUAUCGGUAUGUGAAGGCGUGCGGGAACCCGAUUCCCCGCGUGGCCCAGGUGUUCGCGGCCUCGUUUAGGAAAUGGAACGCUCGACCCGUGGAGGUCGGGUUGUACGAAGUCGAGGGUACCGAGUCGGCCAUCAAGGGUAGCCGCAAAAUCUUUCACACCGACGAUUUUGCGUUUCUGGACAAAGCGGCUACGAUUACGGAGAAAGACGAGCAGGGCCAGGCUAGCCCGUGGCGCCUCUGCACUGUAACCCAAGUAGAAGAGGUGAAAUGCAUCCUCCGAAUGCUCCCCAUCUGGCUCUGCACCAUCAUCUACUCGGUCGUCUUCACCCAGAUGGCCUCGCUCUUUGUCGAGCAGGGUGACGUCAUGGACACCCACCUCGCCAACGGCUUCCACCUCCCGGCCGCCAGCAUGUCGGUUUUCGACAUCUGCAGCGUGCUCCUCUGCACAGGGAUCUACCGCCAGAUCCUCAUCCCGCUUGCCUGCCGUCUGAGCGGCAACCCAAAGGGACUGACGGAGCUCCAGAGAAUGGGAAUCGGGCUCAUCAUCGGCAUGCUCGCCAUGGUGGCUGCUGGGCUGACGGAGGUGUAUCGGCUGAAGCAGGUGGUGCCAGGUCAGCACCACAGCGGGAUGAGCGUGUUCUGGCAAGUGCCGCAGUACGUGCUGGUGGGGGCUUCGGAGGUGUUCAUGUACGUGGGACAGCUCGAGUUCUUCAACGGGCAGGCGCCGGACGGGAUCAAGAGCCUCGGGAGCUCGCUCUGCAUGAUGUCGAUAUCCCUCGGGAAUUUCGUCAGCAGCUUGCUCGUCAACAUGGUGAUGGGGAUCACGGCCAAGGGGGACAAUCCCGGGUGGAUACCAGAGGACCUCAACGCAGGACGCAUGGACAGAUUCUACUUCCUCAUAGGGGUGCUCACGGCUGUCGACUUCGUGGCCUACGUGGUGUGCGCCAAGUGGUACAAGCGGAUCGACUUUGGUGGGGCCAAGGAAGAGGUUGAGGAGGCAUAG